ACUCUACCCUACAUGGCACCUGAAGUCAUGAAACAGUCCGAAAACACAUUUGCAUCUGAUAUAUGGUCUGUGGGAUGCAUAUUUGCUGAGAUGUGUAAACAGGAGCCUCUCUUUGUUGGGUCAACUCCUUGGGAAGUUGUCAAACGAAUAUUUAGCUUAUUGGGCAAACCAGAUGAACGAAUCUGGCCUGGUGGGACUCCACUUAUGGAAACAGGUUUCCUUAUUGAGGACAAUCCUAAGAAUUUUGCAGAACUGUUUCCCAAUCUUGAAGCAGCUGGGGUAGAUCUUCUUUCUAAAAUGGUUUGCUACACAGACAGAAUUACAGUUUAUGAUGCACUGAAUCACCCGUACUUUGAGGAACGUUAAUUGAGAGACUUUGAUUACUCUACGGACGUGCAUCUUUCUGUUAUACUGGCAUUACAGCAAUCUGUAGUUUAGUGUUGGAGAAGAAUUGUGUACUUCCAUUGAUUGUGUAUUUUCUGAUUAAGGUGGUCUGAACACCACACCUAUAGAUACUGCUUGGGAAAUACUUUGGUUUGCUACUCUUUGGAAAUGAUUGAUAUGUUA
Molecule: messenger RNA, 567 nt
Organism: Cornus florida
Lineage: Eukaryota; Viridiplantae; Streptophyta; Magnoliopsida; Cornales; Cornaceae
Product: cell division control protein 2 homolog
Exons: 4
Coding region: 13-366 (117 amino acids)
Biological process (GO): protein phosphorylation; signal transduction; regulation of G2/M transition of mitotic cell cycle
Cellular component (GO): cyclin-dependent protein kinase holoenzyme complex; cytoplasm; nucleus
Molecular function (GO): ATP binding; cyclin-dependent protein serine/threonine kinase activity; cyclin binding
Source: RefSeq, a predicted model, not a curated record